AAGUUGCAAAAGCAGGCAAAGGCUGAACGGACCCGUCCACCGAGCAGAACAGUUGGUGCUCCAGAACGACGACAGCAGUCUCGUACAUUGAGCAUUCAGAGCGCAAAGCAGUCGUGAACGCCGCAACUUCACCGAGCAACUUUUCAAACAGUUUUAAUUUUCAACUUUAAACAAAAAACAAAAAAACUGCACAAUGGCUCUACAGAAUAAAAUUGCGCAUCUUUUCUGCAAGAGUCUUCAAACUGAAAUGCUGAAAAUGCAGUUAUCAGUCGUGGGGCGGAGGCUGCACAAGUCUGCAGCCAGCGAGUCCAUGCCAAUGACCUCUUCGGAUGAGCAGGCUUUACCGGACGGUUUGAUUACACCGACGCCGGUGGAGAUUGGAAAGGAGGCGGCUGGAAUCAAGAGUCUGAAGGAGAUGCCGGGCCCAAGUGCCAUUGGCAAUCUCGUUGAGUUUUUCUAUCGCGAUGGAUUCAGCAGAAUCCAUGAAAUUCAGAUGGAGCACUCCCAGAAGUAUGGGAAGAUCUUCAAGUCCCGCUUCGGGCCCCAGCUGGUGGUGUCGGUGGCGGGGCGUGACCUGGUGGCCCAGGCCCUCAGGGCGGAGGGAGUGGCCCCUCAGAGGGCAAACAUGGAGUCCUGGAAGGAGUACCGCGACAUGAGGGGUCGUUCCACCGGCCUGAUCUCAGCGGAGGGCGAUGAUUGGCUGAAGAUGAGGAGCGUGCUCAGGCAGCUGAUCAUGCGGCCACGUGACGUGGCUGCGUUCAGCGAUGACGUGAACGAGGUGGUGACCGACAUGGUGACCAGGGUACGCACCCUGCGCGGCCAGCAAACAGACGGCAGCACCGUCCUUAACAUCAACGACAUGUUCUUCAAGUACGCCAUGGAAGGUGUGGCAGCCAUCUUGUACGAGUGUCGCCUGGGUUGCCUGGAGAACGAAAUCCCCAAGAAGAGCCAGGACUACAUUACCGCUCUGCAUCUGAUGUUCAGCUCCUUCAAGACCACCAUGUACGCUGGAGCCAUCCCCAAGUGGCUCCGCCCCCUUAUCCCCAAACCCUGGGAGGACUUCUGCAGCUCCUGGGACGGCCUCUUCCACUUCAGCCAGAUCCACGUUGACAGGCGUCUUGCAGACAUCAAGGCCCAGGUGUCCAGGGGGGAGGAGGUGAGGGGAGGGCUGCUCACCCACAUGCUGCUCACCAGGGAGAUGAACCUGGAGGAAAUCUACGCCAACAUGACAGAGAUGCUGCUGGCCGGUGUGGACACGACAUCGUUCACCCUGUCCUGGGCGUCCUACCUGCUGGCACGCCACCCCCUGAUCCAGCAGCAGAUCUACCAGGAGGUGACCCGGACCCUGGGGGAGGGAACCAUCGCCACAGCCGACGACAUCUCACGGUUACCUCUCAUCAGGGGGCUGGUGAAGGAGACCCUCAGGUUGUUUCCAGUUCUCCCUGGCAACGGAAGGAUUACUCAAGAUGACUUGGUGUUGGGUGGUUACUUCAUCCCCAAAGGGACACAGCUGGCUCUGUGCCACUACUCCACCUCUAUGGAGGAGGAGAACUUCCCCGGGGCUAAUGACUUCCGUCCGGAGCGCUGGAUCAGGAAGGAUAACACGGACAGGGUGGAUAACUUUGGCUCUAUCCCCUUCGGCUAUGGCAUCCGCAGCUGCAUCGGGCGAAGGAUCGCUGAGCUGGAGAUGCACCUGGCGCUCACACGGCUUAUCCAGAAUUUCCACAUUGGGGUGUCACCUCUCACAGAAGACGUUAAAGCCAAGACCCAUGGCCUGCUGUGCCCCGGGGCGCCCAUCAACCUGCAGUUCAUCGACAGGACACACUAGGCACUUUGGGUUUGUAUAGGAUACAAACCUGUUUUGUCCAGUAGUGAACAUUUGUUUCAACUGGAAAAUAGAACCAGGAAAACGUUUUGCCCAUCUUUGGCAUUCACAUCUUCACCACAGUAUCACAUUGUAGGAGUACUGUUGCAAACCGCUGCCUAGGGGAGAAUCUUUACUGUUGACGGAAACAAAGCUUUGUAGCAACUCUCACCCCUUUAGAACAGUCUGGUACUGUGGAUCUAGGAGGGUGGCGGACACGCUGGGAAGGCUCGAUAUCUGGGAUGUGGUUUGUGGUUGUCCGUAUACAUUGAAGCUGUGGGCCGAGAUAAUCGUGCUCAGCAUAAUGUGUAAUUGAUAAUCCUUAAUCACAGGAUUGUGUUUUGGAUUGAUACCAUAAGCCUGCUCCAACACUCCACUCUAGCGCUGUUUUUCCAAAUGUAUAAUAUAUUAACCUAAUCUGCUUACUUACUGAUGUGUACACUGUGUUGGACUGUGUGGAUUGUGUUGUUUAGACUAAUGAAAGUUGAGCGCUUUCUUUGCCUUAGUGCACACCCGAGCCCAUGAGGAACAGAAAGAGAUGAAGGACUUGUGGAAGGUUGUGUUUAUAGGCUACUAAGGAAAGAGUUUUAAAGAAGAUGUAUAAAUGCUUGGUUGUGAUUUUAGGACAAAUUUGGUUUUGUUUCCCAUCCACAAAUGACAUGACAUUUGAUGACAAUUUAGCGACAACAUGUACAAUAUAUUUGUGUCUCACAUCAUAAUUGUAUGAUGAAGGACAGUUGUGUAUCCAUUUUUAAAUGUGAAUAUGUGCGCUCACGGUAAUCUGGAUUUAUUGUAAUAUGCCUUUCUAGGUUCACACAUUUCUAUCUUAUUGUUAUAGUUACAUUUUUAUGAAAUGCUAUAUUUUUAUAGAAAGAUAUUACCUUUUUUUUAAAGGAACAACUUUUAAAUGAAUUGUUCCUUUUUUCUGACAUGUUAACUCAACAAGAUUGAUAUAAAAAACGAUACAUUUGGGUAUAUGAGUAUUGAUUUGACUUGCUAAUGGGAUGUGGAGAAUGUGUACUGUGUGAGAUGGGAAGUGUACAAAGGAACUGUUAACUUUCUACUUCGAUGUAUUUAUGUCCAACAUAAUACGAUAUUGUAACAUAGGCCACACUUUUUGUCGUAGUGUCUACAGUGAAACUGGAACCAAAUAAAGAUG
This is a messenger RNA of Hypomesus transpacificus, 3023 nucleotides long. It is a transcript of the gene cyp27c1, whose product is annotated as cytochrome P450 27C1. Gene Ontology annotation, biological process: cellular response to peptide hormone stimulus; C21-steroid hormone biosynthetic process; glucocorticoid biosynthetic process. NCBI's taxonomy places the organism in Eukaryota, Metazoa, Chordata, Actinopteri, Osmeriformes, Osmeridae. The coding region runs from base 194 to 1828 and encodes 544 amino acids. Gene Ontology annotation, cellular component: mitochondrial inner membrane. The transcript has 9 exons. The record is from RefSeq and is a predicted model, not a curated record. Gene Ontology annotation, molecular function: iron ion binding; heme binding; oxidoreductase activity, acting on paired donors, with incorporation or reduction of molecular oxygen.